AUGAAUGGGGAUCUUAGUCUAUCCCAGUCCUUGGGAGGACUUCGGAUAGCAAAUCCAGACGAUUCGCCGCUUCCAUCAGAGGACGCGACCGCUGGUUCGAUGGAAUCUGGUCCAUCCGGCCAACCGGACGGUUCGGUAUCAACACAUCCACAGAUUCCCGCGCCGAUUGAGGAAGCUCCUACGGCAUUUCCUCCUGCACCUGUCGAUGCACCUGUACCCGACAAUCGCUCGUCCGUCAUCUAUUCAUUUCCUGAUCUCCCACAGCCAUCGGGUCCCUAUCAGCCCUACUCGACUCAUCCACACUCUACUCCGCCGAAUCCAUCCCGCCCCCUUUCCUCUGUCUACGUCAACGGAUCUUCCUCCGUUUUGCCCCGAGAUAACUCAUAUCGCAUGCGAACAGACUCUGGGGCUUCAUCCACAUCAACGUCGCACUCACGAAAGGACGCUCGGGGUGUUGCCGCAGCCCUACAAGCAGGUGUACCUGUCCGGGAUAACUCUCAUAGCGACCGUUCCUAUCGAACAACUCACAUUCCGGCCAAUGGACCGGCUGUAAUGCGUCAGUCGUCCAGAGCACACGCCCGAGGAACCGGCCAACCACCAAUGUCUCGAGGUCCCUACGGUAUGGAGAACGGCCCACCACAUAAUAGCGAGGAUUGGCAGGAGCGCGGUGCUGCGGUCUCAGUAAGACAGGAAGUGGACGCCAACGGGAAGACUGUCUCGCGAUACGUCAAGAAAGGUGUCCGGGAUUUCUCGUUUGGAAACACUUUAGGAGAAGGAUCAUACAGUACAGUGGCAUUUGCGACAGAUCGACAGACAUUGAAAGAGUAUGCGAUCAAGAUACUGGACAAGCGACACAUCAUCAAGGAGAAGAAGGUGAAAUACGUCAAUAUUGAGAAGGACACAUUGAACCGUCUGACCGACCAUCCGGGUAUCGUGCGACUCUACUAUACUUUCCAGGAUGAGCGCUCUUUAUAUUUUGUUCUGGAUCUGUGCAAGGGUGGUGAGCUUCUAGGUGUUCUCAAGCGGAUGACCACCUUCGAUGAAGAGUGCACCAAGUUCUACGGUGCGCAGAUCUUGGACACAAUAGAUUAUAUGCACAAGCGCGGUGUGAUCCAUCGAGAUCUGAAACCCGAGAACGUCUUACUUGACCAUCAGAUGCACGUCAAGAUUACCGAUUUCGGUACAGCAAAGAUACUCAAAUCCUCACCACGGCCAACCGAUAGCACCAGCUCAAUCCCGCCCCUUGAUUCCCCAGACUUCCCAGAGGAAGAGCGAGCUAGCUCUUUUGUUGGCACAGCAGAGUAUGUCAGCCCUGAAUUGCUGACGGAAAAGAAUGCCUGCAAGGCAAGUGACCUGUGGGCAUUCGGCUGCAUCAUUUACCAGUUAUUGGUCGGCCGCCCACCUUUCAAAGCCGCAAAUGAAUACCUAACAUUCCAAAAAAUUGUGGCCUUGGACUAUGAAUUUCCCAUCGGAUUCCCUUCUGUUGCUCGUGACCUGGUCGAGCGUCUUCUUGUACUUGAGCCCGCCCGACGGUUGCAAAUCGAGCACAUCAAAAACCACGAAUUCUUUGCCGGCAUUACCUGGGGACCUGAGCUGUGGAAGCAGAAGGCUCCUCGUCUUAAGGCUUAUCAGCCACCUCCUCGUGAGCCCAUCAAACUCAAUGGCGACAGCAGCGAAAGCUUUCCUCCCACGAUCUCGACGGCUCCUUCUAAUGCGCCCAAUUCCAGCUCCCGCGCUCUUCCUAGGGUAGUCACAGAGCUGCCUCCGCCAAGCCAGCUGGAUAUCGAAUGGUCGCCAGUGCUGAGUAGAUCCAAUGAGCGCAUUCUGAAAUUGGGGAAUAUGGUUGUGCUUUCAUCUCCUGCAUCACACAGCCCAACUUCUAGAAAUGGCGGCAGUGAACCGGAAGCCCCAAAGAAGUUCUCACGUUUCUUCUCGAGCACAGCAACUAAGAAACGCCAACGGCUGGUUAUGGUCACAUCCUCUGCAAGAAUUAUUCUAGCAGCUCCAGGUGGCGAUGAAAAGAAGGCGAAACUCGAAAUCCCUCUUCUUACAUCUGGCACGCAUUGGAGGAGCACAACCGAUUCCAAGGGUCACUCAUCAUGGAUCGUGGAUACAAGGGAUAAGCAUUUCGUUUUUGAGGACCCUAAGCCAUCAUCGAGCAACAUCGGGGCUACGGCGUUAUCAGCACAGGAAUGGUUAGAUGCACUUGAUCGGGCGCGUGAGAUGGCUUUGACGCAACAAAGCUCCGGGCCUUACUCCGCCGAAGAUGCUUUCCGAGAAAUUUCCUCCGGGUUCUCCAGCCAUGCCAACACUCUUGACCGCGCUUCAGACCUCCAGAAUGAGAACAACGUGCCCCAACCACCGGUACGCAACACUUUGGUCAAACAACAAGCCGAUACGGAAUCCGUGAAGGGAAAGAAAAGGUUCAGUCGGCGUCACUCUAAGAAUGGUCUCGCUGCCGUGUUCUAA
Messenger RNA from Penicillium malachiteum, 2469 nucleotides. RefSeq names its product PDPK1 family serine/threonine-protein kinase. The record is from RefSeq and is a predicted model, not a curated record. NCBI's taxonomy places the organism in Eukaryota, Fungi, Ascomycota, Eurotiomycetes, Eurotiales, Aspergillaceae. Gene Ontology annotation, biological process: intracellular signal transduction; peptidyl-serine phosphorylation. Gene Ontology annotation, molecular function: ATP binding; protein serine/threonine kinase activity. The coding region runs from base 1 to 2469 and encodes 822 amino acids. The transcript has 2 exons.